UGCAGCCUGUGUACCGAGCAGCAGCAGCAGCAGCAGUGUGUUAACCAAAAAGGAGACGAGGAAAUAGCCACAAACAGAAAGAGCAGCAUGGCGUUGCCUUCAUUGUUAGGGAUUUAGCUUUAAAGUCAUCUAGGCUCCUGGGAUUUAAAACAAAAAGGGCUUGGCUCUUGGGCUUUCACAAUAGAAGACAGCAGCUCCAAAUGAGUGUACCUGCUGCAACGGCACAGAAAUCAGACGUUAACAACAGUGACAUGCAAUCAGCUGCAGUGGCUCCCUCCUUCCUCCCCAGCCAGUCGGGGAAGAUACCAGGCAGGAAGAGAGGGAGACCCCCGCUCCGCAAUGUCGCCAAGAUGGAUUUUCCGAACCGUUACCCGGAGUCGCUCCCUCCACUCAAAGUGCCCAAAAAGAGGGGGAGAAAGCCAGGCUUCAAGCUCAAACCCAGGAUGGUGAUGACUCCGUUGGCUAUCUCUCCACCGAGUAGCACCCCUGAGCCCGAUAUGAGCUCCAUUCCUCAGGAUGCCGCCACCAUCCCCCACUCUGCCACGCCCCAGGUGCUUACAGUCUGCAUUUACAUCAACAAGCAGGCCAAUAUGGGCUCCAACCUGGACAGGAAGAAGAUCCAGCAGCUCCCUGAUCACUUCGGACCCGACAGGCCCUCUGUGGUGCUGCAGCAGGCGGUCCAAGGCUGCAUCGACAGCGCCUUCCAGCAGAAAACAGUGUUCACUCUCCUCACACAGGGCUACGGGGGAGAAAAAAUAUCAGGUGUUGUAAAAAGACCUCGCUCAGCCACGUUCGACGGGAAGCAGCACCUUCUCAGCCUCCCCGUGGUGAACAGCAUCGACUACGUGCUCCGUUUCCUGAAGAAGCUCUGCCGCAGCUUGCACUGCGAAAACCUCUUCAGCGAUCAGCCCAUUACCCAACACAGCCUGGGCUCCUACCAGUCAGAUGCUGAAACAUCCAUGGCCGAGGACUACCAUUUAGACCAGUCCGACGGCAAGCGCUACUCCGUCGACCCGGGAGAUUCUGCUUUCAGCUCCAUCAGCUCGUCCUACUCGCCAAAGUCCUCCUACGGGUUUCGUUCGUCACAGCAGUUCUCCAACGGAUCGGCCUCCAUGAGCAUGUGCAGGCAGUCGUCCACCAGCCCAAGCACCUUCCCAGAGAGCAACAGGACAGGCAUUUAUAAUGCAGCUUCAGAGUCCCAGGAGUCCAAAGCUCCAUCCAAUAAGGACCCGACCACCUGGUGUGUCGACGACGUCGUCUGGUUCAUCAGGGAUGCGGACCCCCAGUCUCUCGGGCCUCACUCAGAUGUCUUUAGGAAACAUGAGAUCGAUGGGAAUGCUUUGUUGCUGCUGAAGAGCGACAUGAUCAUGAAGUACCUCGGACUGAAGCUGGGGCCGGCCUUGAAGCUUUGCUACCACAUCGACAAACUAAAGCAGAAUAAGUUCUGAAAACCUUCAACACUAUAUAACUAUACAUUUGAGAAAAGGUCUUCAGGUCUGGAGUGAAUGGGAAAAGAGAAUGGUCCUCAGAAGAAAGAUGUAUCAUCCAUAUAUCUACUGUAAAAGGAUAAAGCAAAAAGGUUGCGACUUUGCAGAUGAUUUGACUAAUGCCUGAAAAAUAUGCUAUUAAUGAACGAAAGUGACACAUUCAGGUAUCACCGCAUGGAUAUAACUUCAUCUGUAGUCUUAUAGCUGCAUUUUAACUGAAUUUCAACAGAGUUGAGUAUAGGUAGAGUGAAUGAUAGCUUCUCCAACGAGCGGUUUAGGAAACAUCCACCAGGUUGCUGUUGUUUUAGGUAAUUUUGUAUUUCUUUCAGAGCGAGACGCUGAAAAAAUAUGUUUAGCAAGUUUUUUUACCCUAACUUAUCCCUCCUUAAACCUGCAAUAACUGAGUUUAUUUUACACUUAAGAGCAGCAAAAACAAGUUGUGAAAACAUCACAGGUUUAUAUGGCUAACCUUUAGCCGAUAGGUGCUUAUAUACACAACAACAGUUGUGCAGCAACUCUAUGGCUGCUUUUUACAAGUGCUUCAUGCCACUCGAUGAAUGUAAAUCCAAAUGCAACCCUUUUUUCGUUCAGUUUUGGUCUUCAUCAACUCCAGAGCAAACUAUCUGGCUCAUGAGUUGCUUGUCGUGUUGUCUGCUGUUCGGUGCUGAUCUUUAGAGCUUUCUCAGAAAACAGACUGUCAGAUUAGUGGGAAUGAUUCAAAAUACUAAAAGUUGAGGCCAGACAGGCAAGAAAUAACCUGCCGUUGAGCUCUGUGAAGCCGAGAGGAACUGCAAAUCCAGGUCUGUUUUACGUUGACUGUUACAUAAUAAUAUUGAAGCCCCUUUGUUAAAGGUUUGAAAAACCGAGAGACUCUCAGAAACUAUGAUUUCUUAAAUCUGCUUGGAUAAAUGAGGGACGUAGAGGAAACACCUCAAACCCUUCUCUCUUCCCAGUGGCUGGCAGACCUUUGAUCUCCAGACAUGAAGUCCACUUGGGACCAUCUUGGUACAUUUUGAUGAAGAUUUCCAUGACGUCAUGUAGUGAUAAUCACAAAUUCACCCUCCUCUUCUCCUGCGUUCUUACUCUACUUUUGGCCCAAAUUGCGAGGAAAUUUAUGAACGCAUCCGUUAACAUAUUGUAAUCGGUAAGAAGAAAGUGUUUGUCUCAUGAAUCUUCAUAUAUAUGUAUAUGUAAUUGUAUAUAUACAUAUACAUAUAUACACAUAUAUAAUAUAAUCUCACUAUAGAAUGUCAUGUCUACCAAGUUGACAACAUACCGUAUCUAUAACUGCGAGAAACAUUGCAUUAAAUACAACAUUGCUUUAUGAUUGAGGGAAAAUUAUUUGAAUACUAUUUUUGACAUUACUGUGUAAAAAAAAGUAAUAUUCCCAUUGAAUUCUUUUUAAUUAUAAUGUUAAUAUAAAAAUCCCACUAACCAAAACAAAGCAUAUCCUUCACACAGUAGAAAGACUAGCUCUCUUGGUAGUUGAUAUAGAGAAAAGUGAGAGCAUUGUGAAUGUUAUAUAUUUAUGUUUCAAUAUGCAAGAUUGUUACAUGACAAUUAUCUCCACAGGCUCUUCAUGUAUACUCAAUGCUUUUUUUAAUGCAUACAUUUCUACGUUUCUAUGUUUCUAUGUUGAUACAGAAGCUAUACAAACACAUAAAAAACUUAAAUGUUACACUGAUUGAAUCUAAACGUCAAUGUAAAUGGGUAUAUUACAUAGUAUUGCUUUUGUAUGCCACUUUUGGUGUACGGUAUGCAUCCUUUUUUAAUCAAUUAACCUUUUUAAGUGAAUGCUGCUGUACAUAUAUGACAUGUAAGCCAUGCCUAGUGAGAUCAAGCUGAGGUGUUUUAUUUUGAAAAUCACUAUGAAUAAGAGUUUAGAACACUGAGCGGGUCAGUACUCUAUGCUGGUGCUAAAGUUAUCUACGUAUUUAACUGUUUGCUUUUGUGUUUGUGAGAUGUAAAGGAAAUCAUAUGUGUAUACUGUACUGUGAACAUUAAAUUAAGAAAUCAUAUAAUCAGA
Molecule: messenger RNA, 3513 nt
Organism: Gasterosteus aculeatus aculeatus (three-spined stickleback)
Lineage: Eukaryota; Metazoa; Chordata; Actinopteri; Perciformes; Gasterosteidae
Source: RefSeq, a predicted model, not a curated record